This is a messenger RNA of Ipomoea nil (Japanese morning glory), 2992 nucleotides long. RefSeq names its product BTB/POZ domain-containing protein At2g30600. Lineage: Eukaryota; Viridiplantae; Streptophyta; Magnoliopsida; Solanales; Convolvulaceae. The record is from RefSeq and is a predicted model, not a curated record. Bases 284 to 2701 code for a protein of 805 amino acids. Gene Ontology annotation, molecular function: protein binding. The transcript is spliced from 13 exons.
AAUCUUUUGUUUUUUUAUUGUUUUUUGUUUCUGUGAUUCUAUAGGAUCUUGAUGUGAUUUCAAUAUAUUCCUCUGGAAAUCUGGUUUUGGGAAAACCUAUUUUACAUUUUUUUUAAUAUUUAUUAUUAGGAUAACUGGAUAAGAACAUGAGUAGGAUCUGAGCAAGUUUUUGGAUGGGUAGGGAACGCUACUUGUCUUCUUUCAAUCGUGGGUUUGAUGGGUCUCUGGCAAAUUAUUGAUAGACUGUGAUGCACUGAUUUCUGCGGGGUGUGAAGGUGAAACAAUGGAGAUAAAACCGAAAAAAUUCCUCACAGUGGCUCCUUUCGAGUGUGCCUGGCGGGAUGAUCUUCGAUUCAGGGAGGCUGGGAGAGGGUGUGUAGCUUUUGAUGCUUUUGCUCACAACGAUGUCACGGUUGUGUUCCGAGAGCACGUGGGUAGUCAACACUAUCACUACAAGAGGGACGAUAGUCCUCAUUAUACUGUGAUUAUUGGUAGCCAUAGGAAUAGGAGAUUGAAAAUCGAGGUAGAUGGGAGAACGGUGGUCGAUGUGGCUAGUGUUGAUCUUUGCUGUUCUUCGACGUUUCAGAGCUAUUGGAUCGGUAUCUAUGAUGGGUUGAUUAGUAUUGGGAAAGGAAGGUACCCGUUUCAGAAUCUUUGCUUGCAGUGGCAUGAUUCGAAACCGAAUUGCAGUGUCCAGUAUGUUGGUCUUAGUAGUUGGGACAAGCAUGUUGGCUACAGGAACGUUAAUGUUCUACCUAUUACGCAAAACCAUAUAUCUUUGUGGAAACAGGUAGAUUAUGUUGGGUGUGAUAGCGAGGAUGCUAAUACUGAGCUGGAGGAUAGAGCUGGGGAUUUCGAAGAUUGGGGUCUCGAAAAUUUUCUAGAGAGUUGGGAACUAUCUGAUGUGUUUUUCAUCGUUGGAAACGAGCAAAGGGCUGUCCCAGCUCAUAAGGUAAUAUUGGCAGCAGCCGGGGAUUUUGGCUUGUCUUCCUCUGGUGAAGUUAUUAACCUGCGGGAUGUUAGCUAUCCAGUUCUGCAUGCAUUUCUCGAGUAUAUCUACACUGGACAUACUCAGAUACCAGAGCCUGAAAUCAGUUUGCUGAAAGCUCUGAGCUUGAAGUUUGAAGUUGCACCAUUGGUAAAGCAAUGUGAAGAAAUCAUUGCACACAUUAGCCUUCACAAAAGAGACUUAGAUUCGGGUAAGAAUGUUGAAAUAUCAUAUGCAAGCUGGGUCCACAGCAGCAACGUCUUCCCUUAUGGGCUACCUAUCAAUAAAUGGAGGCUUGAAGAAAUUUUCUUGACUGGCAAGUACAGUGAUCUAGUCAUUUAUGUUGGGGACCUUAUUGUGCCAUCACAUAAGGUUAUACUUGGUUUGUGGAGUGUUCCUUUUACAAAGAUGUUCACUAAUGGAAUGAAGGAAAGUUUUGCUUCAACUGUCGUCUUAAGAGAUGUCCAUUUCGAACCAUUUCAAACUAUGCUUGAAUUCAUUUACACUGGGAAACUAAAGAAAGAAGUCACCGGGGACAUUAAUACACUGUUACUCCAGCUGCUUCUACUGGCAGAUAAGUUCGGGAUCUCUCUUCUUCACCAGGAAUGCUGCAAAACAAUUCUCGAGCACCUCUCAGAGGACACACUGUGCCCAAUUCUUCAAGUGAUAGCGUCCGUUCCCUCGUGUAAACUCAUCGAAGAAACAUGCGAGAGGGAAUUCUCUAUGCACUUUGAUUAUUGUACAACAACAAGCACUGACUUUGUCAUGCUGGACGAAGCAACAUUUAGUGUUAUCCUCCAGCACCCAGAGCUGACUGUGACGUCUGAGGAAAAAGUUCUGAACGCAAUUUUACUCUGGUGCUUGCAAGCAGAAGAAUAUUUUGGAUGGGAAAGAAUAGAUGAAAUGAUGAUGAAUUCAACUCCGGAACUACUUUUUGGGGAGAGGCUUACAUCUCUUAAUAUGUUUUUGCAUUUUGUGCGUUUUCCAUUGCUUCCAUCUGCUUUGUUGGAAAAGUUGGAGCGAAGUCAACUUAGCCAGACAAUUCCUACUUUUGAUCAACUGGUGAAAGAAGCCAUCAAUUUUCUAGAGUUUGGGAGCACGUGUCUUGAUAAAAGCCAAAGUAAUUUAUAUUGCAGUGUGAAGUUUCAGCAUAGAAGAUCUAGUUUUAAGGAGCUCCAAUACAUAUGCGAUGGGGACAGCAAUGGAGUUCUUUAUUUUGCGGGCACAUCUUAUGGUGCACACCAGUGGGUAAACCCCGUUCUGUCUAAGAGAGUAGCCGUUACAGCAAGCAGUCCCUUUUCAAGAUUUACUGAUCCUAAGGUCCUCGUCUCGAGGAACUUUCAGGGUACAUCUUUUGCCGGACCUCAAGUUGAAGAUGGAAACAUCAGUUCAUGGUGGAUGAUUGAUCUCGGUUAUGAUCACCAGCUCAUGUGCAACUAUUACACAAUACGGCAGGAUGGAUCGAGGGCCUUCAUGAGAAGCUGGAAUUUUCAGGGAUCUACAGAUGGCGUGAAUUGGACGAACUUGAGAGUGCACAAGGAUGACCAGACAAUUUGCAAGCCAGGACAGUUCGCGUCAUGGCCUAUUACUGGCCCGAACCCUCUGCUCCCUUUCAGAUUUUUCCGAAUCGUGAUGACGGGUCCUGGCACAGACGAGAUGAACCCGUGGAACUGCUGCAUCUGCGUCUUGGAACUCUAUGGAUAUUUCCGCUAAUGCUCCAAAGCUGGUUAGUCAUUUCGUAGCUCCUCAUUUGCAGGAUUAUUGGGCUGGCAAACAAUAAGACGUGUGUUUGGAACAUUAACAACAUCUGGUUUGCAUUGUAUCUGUUCUUGCUAGUUUGUGGUGUUGUGUCUUCUGGCCAACUUUGUGUCAAUGCUAGAAGAAAAAUACACCAACAAAUUUCGUGCCUUCCCAAGUAAUAAUUUUUCUUUUGAAUGAACUUUGCAUUGUGGAUUGAUUGUAACAUGUUUGGGCUCUAGAUUUUGCGCAUCUUCAUAUUAUUCU